Molecule: messenger RNA, 1074 nt
Organism: Didymodactylos carnosus
Lineage: Eukaryota; Metazoa; Rotifera; Eurotatoria; Philodinida; Philodinidae
Source: the annotation of a GenBank genome assembly
AUGGACAAAAUGAUCACAACGAUGUCUUUUAUACAAUUUUUAUUUAUAUCGUAUCACGUUGACCAAACGAACGGUUUUCUCACGUUACCGGUUAAUUCAACAUAUACUACAAAUAUACAAACACGAAACAUAGCCUGUUAUUAUGGAACAAUUAGUGGAGGGGAAAAUGGUGAUCAAUAUUACCAACCGUCAUACGGUAAUUAUCAGUACUGUGUUCUUAUAUUAUCUUUCUAUUCUUCUAAUGGAAAUUUGGUGGAACAAAUUGAUUUUCGUAGAACUACUGUUUUGAAUACAUAUCGACGAAUGUCAGAACGUUGCCAAGGUUUCUCAAAUAUAACCGAUGUUGGCUACGGGUUAUGUAGUCCGUUAUCCUACCAAACAGUUGUUAGUCUUGUUUUAUGUAUUUGUGCAACCAGUAAUUGUAACAAUAACUUAUCAACUUGUCAGUCAUCGGCUACAGCGUUUCAACCGACACGAUUACCAACGUUUUUACCAUAUCUUUUAAGAUCGAUUUCAUGUCAGGAUUAUGACUAUAUAUCAGGCAACACAUAUACUUACUGUCAAGAACUUGAUAAAUCAAUAAAUUAUACAGCAUGCAAUGAUUAUGUCAAAGCAAACACUGUAUUGUGUUCAAUUUGGACUCUUUCUUCACAAAAUUUCACCGCAUUGUAUCGAGUGGCUUAUCUACCAGAAAAUUAUGAAGAAUUUUUGCUUUCUACUUUGUACGGUUAUUUGGUAUAUAGUAAUACAUCAACAUACAAUGAAAGUAGUAGCAGCUUAAUUGUUAAAACUGGAAUACAAAAUUUUACGUAUAUAUCAUGUUAUUGUACAUCAAAUAACUGUAAUGCAAACUUUAGCACUUGUGCAGUCCCUACCACUAACUCAACAACUACAUCACAAUCAACAUCGAAUGGUUCUGCUUUAAGUGUUGGAGCAAUUGCUGGUAUUACCAUUGGAGUAAUAUUAGGUGCAGCAGCUAUUGGAGUAAUAAUCGGUUUUAUCUCCUAUCGUGCAGGAAAGAAGUCAAGAAAAGAACCAGUUUAUACUUAUUUUUCCAAAACUGCACGCUUUUAA